AUGUCACAGAAACAGCAAGUCAUUCUAAACACUCCUGCCAGGAAGGUCUUUGCCAGUCAAUUGCACAAUGACAGCAUCCAUUCAGAUUCCAGCAAUCAAGUCUGGCUACAGGGUAUUGUAGUGCUAGUGUCUGCAGAUGGAAAUGAUCUGUUUCUUGAUGAUGGGACGGGUAUAAUCCAAGCUAAUGGAGUUACUAGAAUUGUGAAAGAUCUCUUCAUCCAGAAAGGUGAUUACAGCACUUUGUACUUACAAUACACUUUUAAUAGUUCGUGUUAUUUUUAAUUUCUUGUACGCAAACUGGGCAAGCUAGCUUGUGUUUGAUAUUACAAUAUUUUCCUCAAUGACAAACUGUUUUCACAGUAAUGAGUUGCUUGGAGUGGAGAAAGUAAAAUAAUGAUGUCCGAGUCAAUCAGACUUAAAUUUCCUAAAGAAUUGCCAAAUAUGAUACUUUUUGCAAAAUCAUCUUAUUAUUGAUUUAACUGGAAAAAACACACUCUUGAAGUGGUUUAAGAAAAUUCCAGGAGGUAUUGGCAUCCUAUCUAAUGGUACACACUCAGUUAAAAUAAAACAAUGCAAAGAAGAUCAUUGAAGUUAAAGAUGCAACUGAGGCAGUUGUGAAAAGAAUGCUUUAAAAAUUUAGGUUUGCCGGGGUUUCUAACUUUGUCCCUCUGAGCUAGCAGUUGACUUGCUACAAGACGACCUCAUGAAUUCUUAGUGAGCGGAGCAAGCAUUUUAGGCGGCAAAGCAGCCAAGCAGCAAGCGAGGAAGUCAUGAGAGGUCGACUUGUCUUGCUUGAGGUUUCCAUUUGCGUUUCGUGCCAAAAAUGGGCCAGGGGAGUGGCAUGACUGGCAUUUGGGGUUUUAGGUUGCCGUACAAAAACAAUCAAAAGUCUGCCAGCUGAACUUCUGUAUCUGGUACUUCCAGAUGCUACCAAAAACCCUGAGAAUUACAAAGCAGUUCUUUGCUUUUACUGAAGUGGUUAAUGAUGAAAAAAUUCUUUAGUGCUGGUCUAGUAAUGUUAACUUAUCCUUAACUUGUUACAAUGUAGCUCAAAACACGAUAACAUUGCUUGACUUUGCUAUUAUCUGGUACUGUCUUUGUACAUUUCUCCCCGUCUUAAGUUAUUGACUUAUGUAUUAUUAUUAUUAUUAUUAUUAUUAUUAUUAUUAUUAUGCUGUUACAACCAAUAGUAUGAAAUUUUAAGUAAUUUAUUACUGAACUACUCAGGUCGUUUAGUUUUUAUAUUCUGAGUACCUUUUUGCCUGAUUUAGUUAAUAUUUUAUUUUGUUCUUGUACACUUUUGUGUAGUAAAUACAAUGGUUGUUAUUGUUGAUUAAAUUAUUGAUUUUAAUUUUAUUUUAGGAAUGUAUGUCAUGGUUGCUGGUCAGCUGAGGUCAAGUGUUACGAUUACGGAGUGUCUGCCCAGCAUCAGAGUGUUAAAGAUUGCUGACCUAACCAAUAAUGCACACAGUGAGGUAUUGUGGUUAACAGAAGUUAUCCAUGCCCAGCUGAAGAGAAGUGCUCCAUGA
This is a messenger RNA of Porites evermanni, 1529 nucleotides long. The record is from the annotation of a GenBank genome assembly. NCBI's taxonomy places the organism in Eukaryota, Metazoa, Cnidaria, Anthozoa, Scleractinia, Poritidae.